UAUGUAUAUUUACUAAGCUCAUUUUACGUGUUCCAUAUAUCUCCUUAGCAAAGAAAUUUGCUGAAUUGCAUCCAAAGACAGAUGAGAAGAAGGAGAAGAAAGGAAAAGCAGCCAAAGAGGAGAAACCUAAGCAAGAAAAAAAACCAAAACAAGAGAAGAAAGAAAAACCAAAGAAAGAACAGGACGACGAUGAUGAUGAUGAUUUGCCAAAGGAACCAAAGGCUAAAGAUCCCUAUGCUGGUCUUCCAAAGAGCUCAUUUGACAUGGAUGAAUUCAAGCGCACCUACUCAAACAAAGACACGGAGACAGUGGCUAUUCCACACUUCUGGGAACAUUUUAACAAGGAAGACUUUUCUGUGUGGCUGGCUGAGUAUCAGUACAAUGAAGAGCUGAAAAGGGUCUUUAUGGCCUGCAACUUGGUAGGGGGCAUGUUUCAGCGUCUAGAAAAACUGCACAAGACUGCAUUUGCCAGUGUGUGUGUUUUUGGAAAGGAUGGUGAUGUCUCCAUCUCUGGUAUUUGGAUCUGCCGCACACAAGAGCUGGCCUUUAGGCUGAAUGAAGACUGGAACAUUGAUGCGCCUUCGUACAAGUUCACCAAGUUAGACGUGGAUAACCCAGACCAUAAGAAGAUAAUCAAUGAGUACCUGUUAAUGGAAGGAGACUUUGGUGGAAAAACAUUCAACCAAGGAAAAAUCUUUAAAUAGACUCAAAACUGCUGCAAAAUAAACUGCCCCACAGUGGAUUAACUGUG
Molecule: messenger RNA, 751 nt
Organism: Orbicella faveolata
Lineage: Eukaryota; Metazoa; Cnidaria; Anthozoa; Scleractinia; Merulinidae
Product: elongation factor 1-gamma-like
Biological process (GO): translational elongation
Cellular component (GO): cytoplasm; nucleus
Molecular function (GO): translation elongation factor activity
Source: RefSeq, a predicted model, not a curated record